Molecule: messenger RNA, 531 nt
Organism: Vombatus ursinus (common wombat)
Lineage: Eukaryota; Metazoa; Chordata; Mammalia; Diprotodontia; Vombatidae
Gene: MRPS18C
Product: mitochondrial ribosomal protein S18C
Exons: 5
Biological process (GO): mitochondrial translation
Cellular component (GO): mitochondrial small ribosomal subunit; ribosome
Molecular function (GO): small ribosomal subunit rRNA binding; structural constituent of ribosome
Source: RefSeq, a predicted model, not a curated record
UUGAGCGAGGGAAGGAAGGUUGUUGGGCUCGCCGUGGCGGGCCCGCUGGGUUCUCUUGCUUUUGGGAGGGAGAAGCUAAUCAUGCGUUUGGGAAGUGCGUGCAUUGCCCGCGCUAGCCGCGGGGUUCAGACUGUACUUUGGAGAAGUUGUUCCCAGUAUAAACAGGUGGCCACUAAUGAAGACCUGGUAAGAAAGAUUGUUGAAUUUCAAGUUCCCCUGACUUUUGCAAAUGGGAUUAAACUCUCCUACUAUUGCUAUUUGAAUAAAGGGCUCAUACUACUAAUUUUGAUUUUUGUUUAUAAAAAUUAUCAACAGCUUUUGUCCCAGUUUGUUUCUCCGUUCACUGGGUGCAUUUAUGGAAGACACAUAACAGGCUUAUGUGGGAAAAAACAGAAAGAGAUUACAAAGGCUAUUAAGCGGGCUCAGAUAAUGGGAUUCAUGCCAGUUACUUACAAGGAUCCUGCCUAUCUGAAAGAUCCCAAAAUUUGUAACAUCAAAUACUGAGAAUAAAGCUAGUACCAGUAAAACUUA